Scomber japonicus (chub mackerel) is the source of this 1358-nucleotide messenger RNA. RefSeq names its product DR1-associated protein 1 (negative cofactor 2 alpha) (gene drap1). Gene Ontology annotation, biological process: transcription by RNA polymerase II; positive regulation of transcription by RNA polymerase II; negative regulation of transcription by RNA polymerase II. The transcript is spliced from 7 exons. Lineage: Eukaryota; Metazoa; Chordata; Actinopteri; Scombriformes; Scombridae. The record is from RefSeq and is a predicted model, not a curated record. Gene Ontology annotation, cellular component: negative cofactor 2 complex; nucleus. Gene Ontology annotation, molecular function: RNA polymerase II general transcription initiation factor activity; protein heterodimerization activity; transcription coactivator activity. Bases 230 to 931 code for a protein of 233 amino acids.
AACAAGUUGUGGGACAUAGUGAGUUGUAAAUAGACGGCGCUGAGACCCUGCGGAACCAAAGUGACCUGCCAAGCAACCGAGAACGAGUGACGACGACGUGCUAACGAGUUAGCCGGAUAGCUACCGCUAUCUGGUGUGUGCGCGGUGGAGGCGAUUUAUAUAUGAUAUAGAGUAAUAAUCCAGAAUAUAUUGCAUUUUAUUUUAGGUUAGCCACCCAGGUAAUUUAAUAAUGCCCAGCAAAAAGAAGAAAUACAACGCCAGAUUCCCUCCGGCAAGGAUUAAGAAGAUUAUGCAGACAGAUGAAGAAAUAGGCAAAGUGGCUGCAGCAGUACCUGUUAUUAUUUCGAGAGCCCUGGAGCUUUUCUUGGAAUCAUUGCUUACGAAGGCUUGUCAAGUCACCCAGUCUAGGAACGCAAAGACGAUGACGACGUCACAUUUAAAGCAGUGUAUCGAGCUGGAGCAACAGUUUGAUUUCUUAAAAGACCUGGUGGCAACGGUGCCAGACAUGCAGGGCGAGGGAGAGGAGAACCACACCGAGGGGGGAGGAGAAAAAGUCCCACGCAGGGGUCGAAAACCAGGGUCUGGCCGCAAGAAUGGUGGAGCUGGUUCUAAAGGCAAAGACAAGAAGCUGUCUGGCACAGAGUCGGAACAAGAGGACGACACGGAGGACAGCGAGACAGACGGCGACGAGGAGGACGGCUCUCAGUCAAGCACAAAUCAGCAGGCCGCAUCCAGGUUUCACAGCCCUAACCCACCCCCCAACUACAUGCAGAUGGGCAACAUGGUUUCAAUGGGCAGCAUGGCCCCAGCACAGCCCCAGAGCGGCAUGGCCUUCGUCCCCCACCCCUCCAUGAUGAGCGCCGCACCGCCUCCCCCACCGCCCGCGACGCACAAAACCGAGGACGACGACGAUGAAGAUUAUGACUCUUAGCUCCCUUCUGCCGUCUACCCCACCCCCCCUCCCAUCCCCUACCCCCCCUCACACGCACGCACUCACACACAAACACACACACACACGGUCUCUCUUUCAACGUUCUUUUUCGAUUUCUUAAGUUGCUCUCACGGCGGCCGCUCUCAGCAAAGGAGGGAAGGACUCUUCAUCGCAGCCCGCUGACAGAAAAGCGCUCGACAGCUGGCUGUGAGAGACGCCGCCACCGGGGAGACAGGAAGCUGGUUGUAUAUUAUGUGUUUUAAUUUUCAGUUUUUUUUAAGAGGAAAAAAAAGGUUUUAUUUUAUUGUAGAGGAGAAUCCAACCAGGAUGUUUUUUAACAAGUAAGUUGUUCAGUUUUUGAAAAUGGCAGUCGUCACUGUUUUUCUUUCUUUUUUUUUUUUAUGUCUUCCCAUGAAGCCCCCCCACC